Messenger RNA from Synchytrium microbalum, 2100 nucleotides. RefSeq lists its product as uncharacterized. Lineage: Eukaryota; Fungi; Chytridiomycota; Chytridiomycetes; Synchytriales; Synchytriaceae. The record is from RefSeq and is a predicted model, not a curated record. The transcript is spliced from 7 exons. Gene Ontology annotation, molecular function: protein binding. Bases 1 to 2100 code for a protein of 699 amino acids.
AUGUUCCCUGCUGGAUCAUUGACUACAUUAAGGCCGCCUACUGUAGACGCAUUGUCUGAGCAACAAUACCCAGAGUCCCCGGCUGAUUAUGGUACUCCUAGACGACAGAAAUCAGCUCCAGCCAACACUCUGUCUCAGAAAGUCAUACCGUCAGUCCGCAUACAGCUCUUUCCACAUAUAGAACAUCACCACGGACAUCAUCAUCACAACCAUUCCCAUGCAGAACACUUCGUAUUCUCGCCCAUCGAAAAGGACUUGAAAAUCGGAACCCUGAUCAAAAUAGGUCGUAAAGUCGAUAGGAAACGUGAACGAGUAGCUGCAGCUGCUGUUGCCGAACAGCUUCGGGAAGUGACUUCACCUACUGUCGCAGUCACUUCACCUUCAACAGCAAAAGUUGUUUCUCCAAAGAGAGCUGGAACAGAACGUCAAAAGACAUUAUCAGAUAGACAGCAUGCCGCGACGUCUUCUACUCCGAAUGUAACUGUAAACGAAGAAGAUGAACGUGGAUUCUUUGGUGGUAUGGCUGGUGAUGCUAACGAUAGUAUGCUUGAGGAUGACAGUGCUGCUGUAUCUGCUACAUCUCCUAUAUCUAAACGAGCUUCGAUGAGAGCAGGCGGUAGUAGCUCCCGUGCUGGUGGUAAUAAAGAAGUGUCGCCUGAAAAGCGAGUCGAGUUUAUUGCUUUCAGAAGUAAAGUGAUAUCUAGGACGCAUGCUGAGAUGUGGAUUGGUGCCGAUGGAGAGCUGUAUUUCCGUGAUGUCGGAAGCUCUUCUGGCAGUUUCCUCAAUAGACUUCGUCUGUCACCAUCUGGCAAGGAAUCUCGACCAUACCCACUGAAAUCCGGAGAUGUCAUUCAGUUGGGCGUGGAUUACCAAGGUCGUCAAGAAGAAAUCUAUAAAAGUGUCAUGAUCAAGAUCUUCAUCACAGUGAAAGGCAAUCGGCCCAGACCAAAUCCCGUCAAGCUACGGUCUGCAUUACGGCAGCUUUUGGGAGCCAUGAAUGGUGGACAAAAGGACGACUAUGCCACUACAGAUUGUUGUAUCUUGCCGUUACUGGGAUCAGCACUCAUGUUCCAAUGCCCACUUUGUAGACAAGUUGCGAAUCUAGAUGCAUCGGUAACUGGAGAAGAUCAGGAUACUGCCAAUGAGGAUGAAGAUGGAGAGGAUCAGAAGAAUCAUCAUGCUACGAAACAACACAUGCAGCCAGAUGAAGCUCCUGCCGAUGAAUCGUAUCUGGAUCAAUCUGACGCAGCUCUACAUCAACGACUCGAUUUAUACAUGGCAGGUGAUCAAGUGCAUGGACUCAUACAUAUGAGUGACGAUGCAGCAAUAACAGGACAAGAAGAAUACGAUGAUGAAUCCGAUAGAGACAUACCGCCAAUAAAUAAUCAGGCAUCGCCAUACCAACACGCAACUUUAGCUCGACCGCAAAAUCCCAUGUUAGCCUCGGACGACGACACUGAUUAUCCAUCGCAUCUGAGCAUUGGAGAUGUAUCGUUAUCACAUCUCCGAGUUGAUGGCGGUCGAACUUUAACUCGACCAGCACGAGCUGAAAAUGCUAGUGGAUUGGCCGUUGCAGAGAAUAGUAGUAGUAAUAGUACCCAAAAUCCAGCUAUGCGAGACGAAAUAUUCCAGUCUCUGACAGGUAGUCGACCUGUGAGCGAGAUACGAGACCCACGAGUAUCAAUAAGUGGUUCUCUGUCUCGAUUUGGUGUAUCGGACUCUGUCGCUUUUACGUUAGGAGAGGCCAUGUCUGCUGAAAACAACAACAUGUCCUCAUCCAUGACUGAUGCGGAUAUAAAUGUGAAUAAUCCGCAGCUAGAUUCGUUGGAAAGUUAUAGUCAAGUAUUGGAAUCGCUGUUUAGCGAGUUCCCAACCCAGUUCAAUACCGGUCGACGCGAUCAGCUAAGAAGUCGUCUAAGAAGGCAACGUGAAGAGUUGGAGGCGUUUGAGAGGGCUUUAGAUGGAUUAUCAGAAAGUACCACAGUCCCAACAGUCAGUCGUGGGCCUUCAAAUAACAACAACAACAGCAAUAAUAAUAAUGGAUCUGAUACGUCUCAAGAACGUGAAUCUAUGAGAAGGCGAGGAAAACAAGGGAGGUGA